Molecule: messenger RNA, 11108 nt
Organism: Syngnathoides biaculeatus (alligator pipefish)
Lineage: Eukaryota; Metazoa; Chordata; Actinopteri; Syngnathiformes; Syngnathidae
Gene: slc7a10a
Product: solute carrier family 7 member 10a
Exons: 12
Coding region: 357-1628 (423 amino acids)
Biological process (GO): D-alanine transmembrane transport; amino acid transmembrane transport; D-serine transmembrane transport
Cellular component (GO): membrane
Molecular function (GO): L-amino acid transmembrane transporter activity; neutral L-amino acid transmembrane transporter activity
Source: RefSeq, a predicted model, not a curated record
CGAGGGCUCCCUGAACGUGGAGGGGCACCGUGCACGAUGGGGGACGAGGUGAAGAGGAAGAAGGACAAAAACAAGGACGACAGGGUGACUUUGAAGAAGGAAAUUGGACUUUUGAGCGCGUGCGCCAUCAUCAUUGGAUCACGGGUUUCCUGGAUGGAGCAUGUCCCAGCUAUUUUCGGGCGUGAGGAAGGGUACACUCUGGACUGGUUGCCAGCCAAUCGCAGGGCAAUAUUAAAGGCAACAUCAUCGGCUCGGGCAUCUUCGUGUCCCCGAAAGGUGUCCUGGAGCAUGCUGGCUCAGUGGGGUUGUCGCUCAUUGUGUGGGUAUGUGGAGGUGGGAUCUGCGUCCUGGGUUCCAUGUGCUACGCCGAGCUGGGCGUCACCAUCCCAAAGUCGGGAGGAGACUACUCAUAUGUGACAGAAAUCUUCGGCGGUCUCAUCGGCUUCCUGUUGCUAUGGAGCGCCGUGCUCAUCAUGUAUCCAACCACGCUGGCCGUCAUUGCGCUCACCUUCGCCAACUAUGUGCUGCAGCCUGCCUUCCAGAACUGCCUGCCGCCCUACGCGGCCACCCGAUUGCUGGCCACCAUCUGCGUCUUGUUCCUGACAUGGGUGAACUGCUCUAGUGUACGCUGGGCCACGAGGAUCCAGGAUGUAUUCACGGUGGGGAAACUGCUAGCCUUGGGCCUCAUCAUCAUUGUGGGACUGGUUCAAAUCGGUCGAGGCUACUACGAUGCUCUGGUGCCCAGUGUAGCCUUCGAGUUCAGUCAAGAACCGUCCGUGGGUCAGAUUGCGCUGGCCUUUCUGCAGGCGUCUUUUGCUUACAGUGGGUGGAACUUCCUCAACUACGUCACCGAGGAGGUGGUAGACCCACGCAAGAACCUACCCCGUGCCAUUUACAUCUCUAUCCCCUUGGUGACACUGGUGUACACCAUGACCAACAUCGCCUACUUUUCCUCCAUGACCCCUGAGGAGCUGCUGGCCUCCAAUGCCGUGGCAGUGACUUUUGGUGAAAAGCUGCUGGGCAUGUUCUCUUGGGUGAUGCCAAUUUCCGUAGCUCUGUCCACCUUUGGAGGCAUCAACGGAUAUCUUUUUACCUCCUCUAGGUUGUGUUUCUCAGGGGCCAGGGAGGGUCACCUACCUUACUUGCUGGCCAUGAUCCACCUGAAGAACUGCACCCCCAUCCCUGCCCUGCUGGUCUGCUGCUUCGCCACCAUCGUCAUCCUUUGCAUCGGUGAGACGCACAACCUCAUCAACUAUGUGUCCUUUAUCAAUUAUUUGUCGUACGGCGUCACCAUUGCCGGUCUGCUCUACCUCCGCAAAAAGAAGCCAGAUCUGGUGCGACCAAUAAAGGUGAACCUGCUGAUCCCCAUAGCCUACAUGGUGUUCUGGGUGGUGCUGCUGUGCUUCAGCCUGUACUCUGAGCCAGUGGUGUGCGGCCUGGGCAUGGUCAUCAUGCUCACCGGCGUGCCUGUCUACUUUGUGGGUGUCUGGUGGAAGAACAAGCCCAAGUGGAUUUAUAGAUUCACAGAAAAACUGACCUACAUGGGCCAGAAGGCGUGUUACGUGAUGUUCCCUCAGGAAGACCCGGUUGAGGCAGAACUUCUCACGUCUUCCAAAGACAGAGACUGAGCCUUCAUCGGCUCGGAUGGGAUAAUUCAUACUUACACUCUUUUUGAAAUAUCCGAUGAUAGACACACGAACACAAGACAGAUGCAAUGCACCCAGAAAGUAUUCCCAGUUCUUCACUUUUACCCUAUUUUAGAUUAGAGCUUUAUUCCAAAGUUGAAUAAUUUUCCUGAAAAUUCUACACAUGCCACCCCAUAGUAACACAAAAUUUUUUUUUUUUCCAUUUUUGCAAAUUUCUUUGCUUGGUUUGUGCCCGGACAUUGCAUUGUCAGCUUUUGGGAGCUCUGUAAGGUGUGUGCCUUUCUAAAUCAUGCCCAAACAUUUGAAGGUGCAGAAACAUAUCAAGAGUGAUCAAUGGAAACACAGUGCACCUGAGCUUAAUUUUGAGCUUCAUGGCAAAGGCUGUGAAUAUUUAUGGACAUGUAAUCUAUUUUAGUAAUUUUUUUUAUAUACGUAAAUGUGGGCGGCACAGUGGAGCAACUGGUUAGAGCGUUGGCCUCACAUUUCUGAGGACCAGAGUGUGGAGUUUGCAUGUUCAUCCAUUUCUGCGUGGGUUUUCUCCGGGCACUAAGGUUUCCUCCCACAUCCCAAAUACAUGCAUUCAUUGGAGACUCUAAAUUGCCCCUAAGUGUGAUUGUGAGUGUGACUUUUCUGUCUCUAUGUGCCCUGCGAUUGGCUGGGAACCAGUUCAGGGUGUACCGCACCUCCUGCCCGAUGAUGGUUAGGAUAGGCUCCAGUACUCACGUGACACUUGUGAGGAUAAGCGGCUCAGAAAAUGGAUGGAUGAAUGUAGAUAAAUGUGCUAAAGUUGAAAAAAGAAAGAAAUUUACAUCAUUAUGGAAUGUGUAGAAUUAUAGGGGAAAACUAUUAAGUCAAUCCAUUUUGGAAUGCAGCUGUAACAUCCGGGUAAAAUGUGGAAAAAGUGAAGUAAUGUCAAUGCUUUCUUUUCUGAGCUCACGCCCACAUACAGAGCCACACGUAUUCGAGGGUUUGGUGCCACCCACAGGUCAAAACGUGGACAGUUUUGGUCAGGAAGCGUUUGGAACAGGACUGGAACAGAACUUGAAAACAUGUUCUACCGGACCUCAUGAUUUCCCACAUUCAGCACUUUCUGUUUUUCUGAUGCUCAAGGGUUCCCCACUGAGGAUUGGGGUGCUUACCGCAAUUUUUAAUUUUUGUUUUUCCAUACAUGUUGGGCUUUUUUUGCCCACACUAAAAUAACUUUCAGCUCACAAAAAGCAGAUUUUAGUUAAUCUGAAGACCUUGUACGAAACAUUUUUCACUGCAAAGACUUUUUUUGCUUUUAUUUUGUUAACUUUUGGUUUUGUUAUUGAGGAUAACUAAACUGUUAUUAGUUCUCCAUCCAUGCAUCCAAUGUGCCUUUUCCGUAAAACUGCCCAAACCAAGGGCAGCCCCCUGUGGUAUUUGAUUUUUUUAUUUUAUUUUAUUUUUUCUGGGCGGGGGCUUUCAAGUGGACCUUUAAGAAUUUUGGAGUGGAAUACUAAAAUAAUGAGAAAAAAAUAUUUCUUUUAAAGUUCAUCCCCUGUUGACCGCUGAACUCUUUAUGUGCCUUAUUGAUGAGUAUAUGUUUUGUGUGAAUAUUGUUGUAAUUUUUGUCAUAUUUACUGGCACGGGAACAUAGCUAAACUAAACUGUUUUUCAUUGGCUGAUGCCAAGGCACAGUGGGCAACCAGUUAGCACAUCCACCUCACAGUUCUGUGGACCAGGGUCAAAUCCAGCCCUGCCUAUUUGGAGUUUGCAUGUUCUCUGUGUGCCCGUGUGGGUUCUCUCCUGGUAUUCUGGUUUCCUUCCACAUCCCAAAAACAUGCAUGGUAGCUUGAGUGGGGACUAAAUUGCCUGUGUAGUUGUGAAUGGUUGGUUUGUAUGUGGCCUGCGAUUGGCUGGUGUACCCUGAGGAUAGCUGUCACGUCCAUGACCGUAAUGAGUGGGAGGGAAAAUGCAUGGGUGGAUGGGUGAUUGCCUGAUCAGAAAAAAAACAAAAUGGUACACAUCCAUCUAUAUUUUUAUGUGACAAACCCAAGUGAAGUUAGGACAUAAAUAUAAACAGAAUACAAUGAUUUGCAAAUCAUGUUCAACGUAUAUUUAAUUUAAUACACUUCAAAGACAAGAUAUCUAUUGUUUAAACUGAUAAACUUUAUUGCGUUGAGCAAAUAACCAUUAACUUAGAACAUUAUGGCUGCAACAUAUUUAAAAAUAAAGAUGUGGAAGGUGGCAAAAAAAGUGAGAAAGUUUAGCUCAUAAAACAACUUCUUGGAACACCUCACAGGUAAACAGGCUGAUUUGAAACAUCAAAAGAUCAAAAGAGUGACUUAGCAAAGGCUAACUAUCAACAACACCAAGAAAAGCCACUUGCUUCUCUGAGCUCAAGUUCAUCUAAGAUGGAGUGAUCCAAAGUGGGAAAGUGUUUUGUGGUCCGACAAGUUCACAUUUCAAAUUAUUUUUGGAAAUUGUGGACAUCAUGUUCUCAGGGACAAAAAGGAAAAGAACCAUUCAGACUGUUAUGGAUGCAAAGUUCAAAAUCCAACAUCUGUGAUGGUAUGGGGCUGUGUUAGUGCCAAUAACACAGGUUACUUGGACAUCUGUGAAGGCACCAUCAAAGCUGAAUGGUAUAUACAACCCGUUGAACAGGUGAAGCUGUAUAUCAAGCAAGAAUGGGAAACAAUUCCACCUGGAAAGCUUCAACAAUUAGUGUCCUCAGUUCCCAAUUGUUUAUACAAUGUUUUUAAAAGAAAAGGCAACACUGGUAAACAUGACCCUGUACCGGCAUUUUUGGAAAGUGUUGCAGUCAUAAAAUUCUAAGUGAAUGAUUAUUUUGAUUUAAAAAAAAAAUCAAGUUUAUCAGUUUGAACAUUAAAUAUCUUGUCUUUGCAGUGUAUUCAAUUAAAUAUGAAGUCGGUUGAACAUGAUCCGCAAAUCAUUGUAUUCUGUUUUUAUUUUCAACACAACAUCCCAACUUCAUCGGACUUGGUUUUGUAAGUGAAUACUUCUUUUUUUUUGGGUUGUCCCAUUAGGGGUCGCCACAGCUCGUCAUCUUUUUCCAUCCAAGCCUAUCUCCUGCAUCUUCCUCUCUGCCAACUGCCCUCAUGUCUUCCCUCACAACAUCCAUCGACCUUCUCUUUGGUCUCCCUCUCGUUCUUUUACCCGCCAACUGUUCCACCCCGCUUGAACCUGUUUCUUGACUUCCUUAGCACAUUCACCAUUGUUCUGGAUUGUUGACCCCUACUAUUUGAAGUCAUCCACCCUCGCUAUCUCUUCUCCUUCCACCCCUCACAUUCAUGCACAAAUAUUCUGUCUUCCUUUGGCUAAUCUUCAUUGCUCUUAUUUCUAGUGCUUGCCUCCACCUUUCUUACGUUCUCCACCUGCUCCCUGGUUUCACUGCAGGUCACGUUAUCUGCAAACAUCAUAGUCCACAGAGAUUCCAUUCUAACCUCAUCUGUCACCCUAUUCAUCACCAUCUUAUUUCUGAUGUAGUCCCACCUCCACCUUAAAUUCCUCUGUCACACCUACAGCAAACCUCACCACUGUUCUAGUGCCCUGACUUAAAUGCUUCUCUGCCAUUCCAGACUUACACAUGCAGUACUACAGUUCCUCUCUUGGUACUCUGUCAUAGGCUUUCUCUAGAUCCACAAAGACACAAUGUAGCUCCUUCUGACCUUCUCUGUACUUCUCCACUAGGAUCCUCAAAGCAAAUAAUGCAUCUGCGGUACUCUUUCUCGGCAUGAAACUAUACUGUUACAAGCAGAUACUUCUGUUCCGAGUCUAGCCUCCACUACUCUUCCCCAUAACUUUAGUUUUUCAUCAAAUCUAUUCCUCUAUAGUUUCCACAGCUAUCCACAUCGCCUUUGUUCUUAAAAAUGGUCACUAGAAAAUUGUAUUCACAUUUUUCAGGCAUCUUCUUACCCACUAAAAUUCUGUCAAAGAAGUUGUUUAAAAACUGCACAGCCACCUCUCCAAAAUGGUUCCAUGUCAUCAGGACCAACUGCCUUUCCAUUUUUCCUCCUCUUCUCCUUCUUCAUCCUGGUAGCCCUUCUAACGUCCCCCUUAUUAACAGUAAUACUAUUUACUAUUAUAUAGACACUACUUUCUGCACUGCUCUUAGUCAAUGUUACUUCUUUGUUUCGCUGACAACAAUAGUCGUAAUAAUGCUAACCAAAAAUAAAUUUUCUACUUUUUUUUAUAUAUGCAGCCUUUACUGUAUGUGAUAAUACACUCUUUCAAUACAAUAUACCUACUGUAACACUAAUCUAUUCUCAGUACACUUGUAUUUUUAUCCCUUUUCUAAGCGCUGAAUCUGUAGUUUUUAAAAAUGUCAGUUACUUUGUAGAACAACCAGAUGACUUAAGUCUUUAUGUAUUAUAUGAUAUUUUGUAAUUAUACAAAAACAGUUUUUAUUGUCUACCCAAAAUGGUUUUGAAGACACACAAAGAGUUGUGUGUCCCAAACUGUAAGUGGUGUUGCUAGUGUGUGUUUCAAACUGUCAAAACAAAUCAAGAAGAAUAUCACAUUGUUGCUGUCUGUAUUGUCAGAAGGCUGUGAAAGUGAAAAACAAACACAAACUGUGUAUUAAUAACUAAAAUAUUGGUUUUCAAAGUGUUUUCAAAGUUUUGCCAUUGUCAAAACAAAUCAAGACAAAAUACAGUGCAUCAGAAAAGUAUUAACAACCGUUGCCAUCUUUCACAAUAUAGCCAUAAUCCUCAACUGAUUUAAUUACAUUUUUUCUCAAUUUUUUGUUUACGUUUGUAAAACAAAACAUUUAAAUUCAAUAAAUUGCAAGAAGAUUCUGUGAGUAUUCACAAUAUGCAAAAACAUCGAGCUCAGGUGCACCCUUUGUUUUGUUUUUUUAACUAGUCAAUUAGCAUUUGCUAAACUCUUUUUCAUAUUGUCAUGUGGGGUUUGAAAUUUUUUGACGGAAAGAAUGAAUGGAUCCAUUUUGGCAUAAGGCUGUGAAUACGUUCCGGAUGCAUUGUAUUAUGCAAUAUCAGAAUGCUAAUGCUAUAUACAAAACGCUGACAAGGUGACGCACUUCUUUGUCAGUGGUAUCGUGAAAACUGAAAGAAAGCAUAAAUAAUAUGUAAAUAUAGAGUAUCUGCAACUGUCAAAACAAAUGAAGAGAGCGUUUUGCUACUGCUAAAAACAACACUAUCAAUGACUUUUCAGUGGAAAAAGUACAUUUUAGUGGAUGUAGCUGAUGCAUUUGCAACCUGCAACAUUAAUUCAUAAAUGGCUUUGAUGUGUUUCCUUUUGUGAAUUAUAGUAAAAAAAAAAUUUAAAUAAUAAUGAUGUUACAGUUCAUUAUCAAUAACUUUCCUUGGGCAUUAUGUAUAUUCAAUAAAAUGUGCCUCAAAAUGUAUGACAACAGUUAGCUUCACAAUAGUGCUAACAACAUUAGCUUCUAGCUGCAAUUAAGUCAGUUUCCCAAUACUUUUAACAGUGAGGUAAUGAGAUGAAAAUGGUUCAGGUCCUCUCAGUGAGAACACAAAGAUGGCUCACACAAACAGACACACAGGAGAGGUUCAGAAAUGCACUCCAAGUGCACCCUCUAUACUCUGGAGUGUUGUUGGAAUGUCCUUUUCAGUUAUUCAGAGGUUCAAAUUUUGCGAGUACCACAGAGUGUGUGCUGGCCGCCGCGACUGGGAAGAAGAAUGCCAGGAAGGAUGUCAAAUGUAGCUAUGGUACUAAAUCCAGAAAGAUAGCCACCAUUUUCUUUCCAUUUCAUUGUGCUGUAUUUUGAGCACAUGGAUUUACCACGGCAGUCCACCAAAAGUGUGUUUUCUCAUUGUUGUUUGGCACAAGGUAAUCCUUGUUCUUUUCAAAUUUCAUUCAUGCAUUGCCAUUUACUAUUGUAUCGAUCAUAAGUUACAUAAACGAAGGAAAAUUAUAUGCGCAUGAUUCACUCUGGCUGUAAUUUUGUGAUGGUAAAUCGGACGAUGGAUUUGCCUCUCAGUUUUGAAAAAAAAAAACAAAAACAAAUGAGAUGGCUCGAGCGCAGUUGAAAAAUGUGAAAAUGGUCUGUUUAAACAUCAAAUUUUCAACUAAGAAAAGUAACGGGCAUUUUUCUGCCAAAUAGUGAAGGUUUCGGUCCCAAAUUUUCCAAUGAUUUACAUUAAUUUGGCGGCAAGAAAUUUUGGGCCGAUUUGCGACAAAGAAAGUGGCAUGAAAUCUGAAAUCCUUAUUCGUUUCCGAUCUGUGUAUCACGCCUCUCUCCAACGAUAUCAAAAUUGAUACAGAGGUCCAUCCAUCCAUUUUCUGAGCUGCUUAUCCUCGCAAAGGUUGCUGGAGUCCUGGAGCCAACGUCUACCUUCGGCGGUCAGGAGGCAGGGUACACCCUGAACUGGUCAACAGCCAAUCACAGCGCACAUGGAAACUAGGUGCAGUUUUGAGUUUCCAAUGAGUGCAUAUUUUUGGGAUGUGGGAGGAAACCAAAGUCCCCAAAGUAAACCCACACUGGCACAAGGAGAGCUUGCAAACUCCACACAGCCGGGGCCGGGAUUCGAACCCCUUCGUCCUCAGAACUGUGAAACAAAAGCUCUACGGCUGUGCCAGCGUGCCACCUUAAUCGCAAUUAAUAAAUUACUAAUCCAUUAGUUUUAAAAUGAACACAUUUGAAUCCUAUUUUGUAUUCCACAGAACGCUGAGCCUUUUCAGUGCACAAGUUCUGGUACAACGAGUACAUCGAGGCACACGUCAGAGCUCUGCUGCCAAAAUUGGAGGAUGUUAUUUGUCAAAUGUUAUUUAAUAAAUAUUGUAUAGUUUAAGUUACAAAAUAUCCUAGUGUCAAAAAAGAUUCAAAUGCUCACUUUAUUUAUCCCAGGCACAGAAACAAAACAGUAAUAAACAAUAAAAUUGUAUAUUUUACAACAAUCCAACAAACCCAUGAGUUAAUGAUGAGAGCUUAACUUUUUUUUGCUGAAAUAUAGAAAUAUAUCUAUUUACACUCCUCCUACACAAUAUCAGUGUGUCUAUUUACCUGCUUGCUAACACUACUAAACAAUCCCAAACCGGUUAGUUUGUCCUGGAUUCCAUAAAACUGGGAAAUCAGAACGUCAUAAGGGGGAAAGUGCUUUUGACCUACAUGGUAUUUCAUAUUUUUGGGGAGGACACAUUUUGUCUUGAAAUUUACAAAUGUCCUUUAUUUGUUAGGUUUUUUUUUUUUUGAGAGAGAGAGAGAGAGAGAGAGAAUGUUUGUUUUUUUAAAUCAAGUUUGCCACAGGGCUUUGAUGUUGUUAACACUGACAUUUCAAAGUUGCUAAUUCCCAGUUUUAUUGAACGCAAGGUAAAUUGCCUCUUGCAGCUGCAGGCAGCAAACAUCCCCCUGAGUGUCAUCUCUCCUACAUGUUUUUUAUAUGGUGACAACAGUAAGGAAAAGAAGCAUUUAAGGCAUUUUCGGGGAUCACCAAACUACUGGACGAGCAACGUAAACAUCAGAUCGACAAGGCAAAGCAUGAAAAAGUGUUUGACCAUUUGAUAUCCCUGCUAUGCAUUUUAAGUUCGAUGUACUGUACUAGUAUGCCCUUUGUCCUCAUUCUGCUAUUUACGGGGAAAAGAAACGGAGUCCUGCCGCGAAUGGCUGAAAUCCCAGAGUCACUGACUAUCCCCCCAACAAGUGUUCCUGCUGUUUUACUCGUGGGUUUUUAGUGAGAACAAAGAGUGUACUAAUACUGUACAUCAGAAUCCUUUUUAUUUGCAAAGUAUGUCUAAAACACACCAAGAAUUUACAUGAAUGUGUGAAUCUGAAUAAAUCCUCAAAUAGCUUUCCAUAGCAAAGCGCUUGAAGUACUAUAGUCAAGAGAAAAAGAGAUCAUGGCACAUAGUAGGCAUCUCCAACAGUGGCACGGUGCGUGAAAAGUCCGGCGACGCUAAUGAUAAUUUAAAAUAUUUACAGUACAGGCCUUUUGUCAAAAAUAUAUAGCACAAUUACACGUAAAAAAAAAAGUUUCUUAAUAAAUAGUAAGUCAACUAAUUGGUUAAUGGUCCAUAAAUUGAAUUGGGGUUUACCAUUUGUACGUGGGUGUUCCAUCCUGACUGAAAUGUCAAAAACAGAAAUUACACAAGAAAAGUAGAAAAAACAACUACAGGGACCAGAAAGCAGCCUGUUCACAUUUUUGUGUCCUAUAUGUGUAUUUUUCGGUGAGCAUGAUUAAUUUCGUAGGACUGUGGGUAGUGGGUACUUUCUGGAUCGUGGAUGAUUAGACAACUGGAAGUGGGGGUUGGGGGCAGUUCAUGAACGUCACAUGAAACAAAAUCAAUGUGAAAAGUGUGUUUUGUUUAUUCGGUGGGAAACUCGCAAGCUACUUCCUAGUUCGCAAAAGAUUUAACAAAUGUAGAGGUCGGGAACCUUUUCGACAGAGAGCCAUAAAUGCCAAAUAUUUUAAAAUGUAAUUUCAAAAGAGCCAUACAAUAUUUUAAAAACUAAAUCCAAGUGUAUUUGCGCAUUUAUGUUUCUGAAUAAUUUUAAAUAACAUUGUUACGCUGUUGCUAACCAAUGAUGCCAAAGUACUUCUUACCAUUAUUGCGACUUCUGGUGCCGCCUGGUUUUGCUGAUGGCUUUAAAAGUCUGUUUCAUACGUCAUUAGAUUAAGUUUCAUGCAGGCGUUGAGACCAUUUCCCUUGUUGGGUCCAAACACGGAUUUGCUCCUGACUAAUUUGGACACUGGAAAGUAGCUCUUGACAUGCUUUCUUCCCGCUGGCCCGCCAGGAUAUCUGGAUGCAAACGUAGUAUGGCUCAUGUCAAAUUGGCGCUUUAUAUUUGAGUAUUUCAUCGUGGCAAUUUUGUCAUUGUAAUUUAGACAUACAACAGAAUCUUCUCUCUCCACCAAGGUGAAUUCCUCUGUCCAUUCUUGCCGAAAACUGCUGUACUCAUUUUAUUUUCUUUGAACGAUCUUUGUCAAAAGUGUUCCCACAAUUCGUCGCUCCGACAAGAUCUGCGUUUGACCCUUCUGCACUUGGGCACAUCGACUGACAUAUUGGAAAGCAAACUACGGCUACUUUACUAGGACAAACCUUCACUGCCGCAUUUGCAUUGCCUACGCCACAGUUAUGCCAUGUAGUGUGUUAUUAUGAGUGCUCAGAGAGCCAUAUGCAAUCAUCAAAAUGGGCAGAUAUGGCUCGGGAGUCAAACAAAGGCUCCUGAUCACUGAACUGACGGGAUGCUACCAUUUUGCAUUAAUUCAAAAGUAGUCCGAUUCCCCCCAGCAGAAUGCAAAUGGUAAGUCAUGUCUCAAACGGGAAGUAGGACCUGCAGGCUAAAAGAAUGAACAAAUGGCAAAGCGCUAAAAGUUCCAUCCACCCAUUUUCUGAACCCCUUAUCCUUACAAGGUUCGCAGGAGUGCUAGAGCCUAUCUCAGCUCACUGCAGACAGGGGGUGGGGUACACCCUGAACUGGAUGCCAGCCAAUAUCAGGGCACACGGAGACGGACAACAGUCGCACUCACAAUCACACCUACGAGCAAUUCAGUCUUCAAU